UGCGAAAUAGUCUGACCGUUUACUUUUCUAAUCGGAAAACUCUAUAAAAUAGCGUUACGUCGUCAAAUAAAGGCGCAAGGAAACCAGAACGUCGUUGUGUCGUAAAGGAAACGCAAAGGGGCCAUUUAAAUCCGGCGCCCCGAGAGGGACAUUGAGAGCAAUCAUAUGAUUAGUCGCUCUACCGACCACUGACCAAUAGUCGUCACUGUUAGUGACACCAGCGGAGGCAAUGGCCGACAAUCUGCACAAGCAGCCCAGGAAGGGCAUACUUAAGAAUUCCUCGAGUUUCGAAGGCAACGGGAGACCGCGAGAGAAAGAGACAAAAUGGGACGAAAUGAACAUAUUGGCUACUUUACAUCCAAAGGACAAAGACUAUGGUCACAUGAAGAUAGAGGAACCUAAAACUCCCUUUAGCCAUUAUAACGAAGGUGACUCGGGAGAUGAGAAUGAUGGUUUGGAUGCUGACCUUCUUGCAAAGAAGAUUCAGCUAGGUGGCUCAGAACUUCCCAAGGCUCUCAUUGAAGUGGAACAGGAGUUGGAAAGUGAAGAUGAAGAUAUUUCUCCAGAAGAGAGGGAGAAAAGAAAAAUAUUUGAAAUGAAAAGGAAGAAGCACUACAAUGAAUUCUAUGCUGUCAAACUUGCUAGAAAACUGAUGCAGAACGAUGAAGAGGAGGAUGAGGAUGAAGAUGACAAUGGAGAUGAUGCCGUGAAAGAGAAGAAAGGUGGCUCGAUGGAUGAUGUGACAGAAGGAGAAAACUCAAGUAUGUCGAGUCCCAAUGAGGAGAUGGCUUUAGGGGAGGAGCAGGCAUCAGGAGAUUGAGGAUUGGGAGAAAAGUUAACAGUACUGUAUCUAUAUGAUGCAUUCAAAGCAAUUACUGUUGUUAAGUCCCAUAUGGGAUUUCAUGCUGCUAGUUACUAGCUACCAACCCUGCUCACAUGCAUCCUCCCCUAAACACAGUCAUUUGGUCAUCAUUCUUGUUGGAAACCUAUAAUCUCUGGUAGGUUAGUAGUUUGUGCUUCUCAGCCACCAAGAUUUUUCUACAUUAAAAAUGGCUGAUCAUCACUAUGGUUUGGUUGUCUUUUAAAAUUGGUCCUUUAGUAGAGCAUUUAAUUUUAAAGUUAUCAUAUCAAGGCCAGGUUGUCUGAGACAGUCUUGCGUAAAUGGUUUAUUUUCUUUAUUUCAAGAAGUGGUGCCAUCUAUAAAAAUCACAUUAACAUGUUUAUGGUAAUAAAGUUACAGUAAUAAUAAUAUAUAGUUAUAAAUUUUGAAGGAAAUACCCAAUAAUUUUAUUUUAUUAAAAGCAUAGCCUGAUUUUCCAGGAAUAGUAGGAAACAGAUGACCUCUUACAGGUAAGGUCACAAUACAGUAUAAUUAUAUAUUUAUAUAUGGCAUAUAACUAUAUACACAUUUAUAUAUAUCUAUAGUUAUUUAUCAUUAAAUAUAUUUGCCUCUAAAACACUUGUACUUUAUUCUUUUUGUAUACUACUACAUAAUCAUGUAUACUACAUAAUCAUGCAUGAAUACAGGUUAAAUUUAUUGCAUAAAUCUUCAUGGACCUAAUAACUUCAGUUCAACAGAAUUAGAAUGAAUAUCUAGUAUUUUGUGACCUUGGUUCUUUAGCUUUUGUAUUAGUUUUAUUAUAUUUUCCAGGGUCCUUGCACUUUUUAUGUUCUUAUGUAGAAUCCAGUGAUAUAUGCAAUAACAACUAUUUAUCAAGUCAUUUCAAUAUGAGAAAAUUUUUAUAUAGCUCUGUUCCACAUCUUAGAGUGAAAUACAUUUGCUGAACAUUAUUUAUUUCAAAUCAGGGUGGUUUAACUCGCAUCUGUUAUGAAACAUAGAAAGUUUCAACUCUAGUUCUAGGUUUAAGCUGAUUACUUUAAUAAUGGUCUGGGUAAUCCAUUUCAUUAACUAUAACAUGUAGAUGAGGAAUUCCUUCUUCCAGUUGAUGUUAUUCAGUUAGCAGAUAGGGAGUAUGUUGUAUUGUUAAGAUUAGGUGCUUGCAUUACUAGGACACACUUUAAAGAGUAAAUGAAUUUGGUAUAAAUCACAAAUGAAAUAUUUACUUACCAUGAGUUCCUGCUUCGAUGAUCUGAGUUAUCCAUCUAUGUAAAUGAAUUGAAAAACCAGUAACUCACAAUUCCCAAAUACUACAGUACGUAUUGUAUACUAUACAUGCAUGCACAGCUUGGUCGUUAACUAUCAGUUCAGUGUCAGUAUAACCUCCCCCCCCC
Molecule: messenger RNA, 2232 nt
Organism: Macrobrachium nipponense
Lineage: Eukaryota; Metazoa; Arthropoda; Malacostraca; Decapoda; Palaemonidae
Product: protein phosphatase inhibitor 2-like
Exons: 4
Coding region: 230-820 (196 amino acids)
Biological process (GO): regulation of signal transduction
Molecular function (GO): protein phosphatase inhibitor activity
Source: RefSeq, a predicted model, not a curated record